Cucurbita pepo subsp. pepo (vegetable marrow) is the source of this 1834-nucleotide messenger RNA. The record is from RefSeq and is a predicted model, not a curated record. NCBI's taxonomy places the organism in Eukaryota, Viridiplantae, Streptophyta, Magnoliopsida, Cucurbitales, Cucurbitaceae.
UUUAUUUGUUGCAUCUGAGAGCGAUAUGUUGGAGGAUCGCUCCUUUCUAGCGUCCAGGGUGUUCUCAAGCUCUUGCCAGCACCAAACUCAGUUGGCUUGCUUUAACUUAACGUGUCGACUCGAGGUUGGAAUGGGAAAUGGCAAACGCCCCCCAUCAGAUCAUGAUGCCCAUUCACUUCUUCCAUCCUCCACUUCUUCUCAUAGAAACGUCAGGCCUCGAUCUUCCUCGGAUCAUUCAAAUCACGACUCCCAUUCCGGCAACACUUCUGAUUCCGCCACUCUCUUCUCUUCCAUUGAUCGGGACAACUCUAUUAACUGCUUAAUUCGCUGCUCUCGCUCUGAUUAUGGUUCUAUUGCGUCCUUGAGUCGAAGUUUCCGUUCCUUAAUUCGUAGUGGGGAGCUCUACAAGCUGAGGCGUAUCAACCAUGUGAUUGAACACUGGGUUUACUUCUCUUGCCAUCUUCUCGAGUGGAAGGCUUUUGAUCCAAUUCAGCGUAGAUGGAUGCAUUUACCCAGGAUGGAUUCUAAUGAAUGUUUCAUGUGCUCUGAUAAGGAAUCCUUAGGAGUGGGGACUGAUCUUCUUGUUUUUGGUAAGGAUUUAAAUUCCCAUGUCACUUAUAGAUAUAGUAUAUUGACAAAUUCGUGGUGUCCUGGAGUGAGUAUGAAUGAUCCCAGAUGCUUGUUUGGGUCUGCUAGUCUAGGGGAGAUAGCGAUUUUAGCUGGUGGGUGUGAUUCCAAAGGCAACAUCCUUAACACCGCGGAGCUCUACAAUUCCGAGACUGAAACAUGGGUGACCCUUCCCAAUAUGACCAAACCAAGGAAGCUGUGUUCUGGGGUGUUCAUGGACGAUAAAUUCUAUGUGAUUGGGGGAGUUGGAGGAAGUGAGGGGAAGGUUCUUACAUGCGGGGAAGAGUACGAUUUAGAAAGUGGGAAGUGGACUGAAAUUCCCAACAUGUCACCUGGGCGUAGUGCUGCAGUUAGGGAUAGUGAAAGUGCGGCAGCUGAAGCGCCCCCUCUACUUGCGGUGGUGAACAACGAGCUGUAUGCUGCAGACCACACUGACAUGGAGGUGAGGAAAUACGACAAGGAGAAGAGAGUAUGGUCUACAGUAGGGAGGUUGCCUGAACGAGCAGUUUCAACAAAUGGUUGGGGGCUUGCGUUUAGAGCCUGUGGAGAUAGGCUAAUAGUGAUUGGUGGACCAAGGGCGAUUGGGGAAGGGUAUAUAGAGCUGAAUUCAUGGGUUCCAAGUGAAGGCCCUCCAAGGUGGGAUUUGCUUGCAAGGAAGCGAUCUGCUAAUUUUGUGUAUAACUGCGCUGUGAUGGGAUGCUGAAACUAAGAAACCUGUUGUUAUGCUUAUGCUCUGCUGCAUUGGUGGUGUUGUUGGCUUGAAUUCAGUUCCAGAUGGGUCUGUUUUGUUUGUUGUUCUACACAUGAUUCUGGGUCAUCAGUUAUUUCCCAUACUCUCUUCACAUAUUUUGAAGCAUUGCGCAGGGAGGCGUGGGGAGGAAUUGAUUUUACUUCAGAUUUUAUAGAAAAUGUUCCAUGGAAGGAGAUCUUAAAAGAAGAAGAAGAAGAAGAAGAAGAAGAAGAAGAAGAAGAAAAAAAAGAAUAUAUAUAUAGCAUUUAUUCUCUCUGGAGACUCAAUUUUCAUUGAAAUGCCAUCCCCCCCCUCACCCUCACCCCAAUAAUUUGGGUUCAGAUAUUUGAAAGAUUAAUAAUUUGAGUAGAAGAACAGAGAGACAUUGGUAGCUGACUCAGUCGUGUUUUGUGAACAUUAGCAUUCAAGAACUGAAAUAAGUUAUAAUGGAAAAUGAUGGGUAAACAUAUAAUUCUC